This is a messenger RNA of Trematomus bernacchii (emerald rockcod), 1769 nucleotides long. RefSeq names its product zinc finger and BTB domain containing 8B (gene zbtb8b). The transcript is spliced from 5 exons. The record is from RefSeq and is a predicted model, not a curated record. The coding region runs from base 122 to 1735 and encodes 537 amino acids. NCBI's taxonomy places the organism in Eukaryota, Metazoa, Chordata, Actinopteri, Perciformes, Nototheniidae. Gene Ontology annotation, biological process: regulation of transcription by RNA polymerase II. Gene Ontology annotation, molecular function: RNA polymerase II cis-regulatory region sequence-specific DNA binding; DNA-binding transcription factor activity, RNA polymerase II-specific; protein binding.
GUUCCUAUGGACAGGACAAUGAACGAUGCUAAUCCUUGCUAAUCAAUAUUUUAGUGUUAUUCUAAAGGUUUUUGAAACUUCGGUCGCGUAAUUACAAAGCAGGGCUCAUUGAGGUUCAGACAUGGAGGUGCCUUGCUACCUGCCCAAACUGCUGUUCGAGCUCAAUGAGCAACGUAAGAGGGAUUUCUUCUGUGACUGCAGCAUCCUUGUUGAAGGCCGCGUCUUCAAGGCUCAUCGUAAUGUGUUGUUUGCUGGAAGCGGCUAUUUCCGGGCUCUUCUGGUUCACUAUCUGCAGGAUAGUGGACAGCGCUGCAGCACAGCAUCGUUGGACAUUGUGACAGCCGAUGCUUUCUCUAUCAUCCUGGACUUCCUCUACUCUGGCCGCUUGGCCCUGAACAGAAGCAAUGUGAUCGAGGUAAUGUCAGCUGGCAGCUACCUGCAGAUGACCGAUCUGGUCAACUUCUGUAAGGGCUACAUCCGCUCAUCUUUGGAAAUAUGCAACAAGGAGAAGAAGAGCAACGCAGAGAAGGAGAAGCAGACCCAGGAUGGGGGGCCGGGUCCUGCAGACAGCGGCACUCCUGCUGCGACCACUUCCAGUGGAGCAAGGGCUGGGGAGCCUCAUUCUCAGGCUGGAGAUUCGGAUAGAGGAACAGAGUCUGGGACCUCAGCUAGAACCCCCUUGUCUAUCCCCGUCAACACAACUCCUGGCCCCAACAGAGACAUGGACAGGGACUACCACUCUACGGAAGAAUUUGCAUCUGUUAAUGAAGGACAGAAGGGACAAAUGGAUCAGUCUAACCUCUCAUCUUCUUCAUCGUCUGCUUUGACCCCUGAGUUAGUGAACCCUAAGAUAGAGUAUGACCCCGAUGAGGAUCUUAUGGAGUCCCCUGACUCCAAAGACCUGUCGUCAUAUCCCGGGCACUCUCUCCAUAACCCUCAUAAUAGCAGACUACUUCCUCCCUCUCCCUCCAAUGAGCGCUCCCCCUCAGGAUACAGCCCCUCCUAUAAUGCCAGGCAGCUCAUGGAGAUGCUGGCCAGAGGGGAAGGCCAAAGUCCUCAGGGGGAGAGAGGGGGGAAGCGUUUUACCCAAGGAAUGGGUAGCAGCACAGGAGGAUGCAGAAUGGACGAAAGUUUAGGGUUUGUGGGGUCAUCUAUCAUGGAGAUCCAGUCUGAUUGGCUUGGAGAGGACACAGGUGAUGGUUUGGUAGUGCCAGUCAAACUCCACAAGUGCCCAUUCUGUCCGUACACUGCCAAGCAGAAAGGAAUCAUGAAGAGACACAUCCGCUGCCACACAGGAGAGAGACCCUUCCCCUGUCCCAUGUGUGGCAAGAGGUUCACAAGACAGGAGCACCUUCGCAGCCAUGCCCUCAGUGUCCACAGACACUACUGGCCGGUGUCCUGUAAGAGCUGCAGGCGAACCUUCACUGGAUCAAGCGUUUCUUCUGGGCUCCGGCGCUUCGGCCUCUGUGACAGCUGCAACUGUGUGACCACCACACACGAUGACUCUGCUCACCCUGGCCAAUCAGAGCCCAUGGAGCGUGCAGACGGGGGUCCAGAUUGGUCCAGUUUUAUGGACGACGUAGAUGAGGUGGAGGUUGGCAGAGUGGAGGACUUGGUGGAGAAACAGAUUCUUGAAAGGCAGCUGGCUGUCUGCUCUGCACUUGGUGUAGGUGACACAGUAGCCUCAUCCCAAUACCCCUCCUCGACUCCUCUCUUCCCCUCCUCCGGGACUUGACCCGGAAAUCGAUCAAGACACGCCAUUUUGAAGG